Molecule: messenger RNA, 1869 nt
Organism: Sphaeramia orbicularis (orbiculate cardinalfish)
Lineage: Eukaryota; Metazoa; Chordata; Actinopteri; Kurtiformes; Apogonidae
Gene: cyp26a1
Product: cytochrome P450, family 26, subfamily A, polypeptide 1
Exons: 7
Coding region: 24-1487 (487 amino acids)
Biological process (GO): sterol metabolic process
Molecular function (GO): monooxygenase activity; oxidoreductase activity, acting on paired donors, with incorporation or reduction of molecular oxygen; heme binding
Source: RefSeq, a predicted model, not a curated record
GCAUUAGACCAGACCAGACCGCCAUGGCUCUGAACACCCUGUUGGCCUCCGUCCUGUGCACCCUGGUCCUGCCGCUCCUGCUGAUCCUGGUGGCGCUGAAGCUGUGGGAGGUGUACACGGUCCGGGGCAGAGACCCAGGCUGCCCCCGGCCCCUGCCCCCCGGAUCCAUGGGUUUACCCUUCAUAGGAGAGACUCUGCAGCUCAUUCUACAGAGGAGGAAGUUCCUGCGGAUGAAGCGGCAGAAGUAUGGCUAUAUCUACCGGACACACCUGUUUGGGAACCCCACGGUGCGCGUCACCGGAGCGGAGAACGUCAGGCACCUCCUCCUGGGGGAACACCGGCUGGUGUCGGUGCAGUGGCCCGCCUCCGUGCGUGCCAUCCUGGGCUCCGACACACUGUCCAAUGUGCAUGGAGCCCAGCACAAGACCAAGAAGAAGGCCAUCUUGCGAGCCUUCUCCAGGGACGCUCUGGAGCUCUACAUCCCUGUCAUCCAGGAGGAGGUCCAAGUGGCUGUGAAGGACUGGCUGGGCCGGGACUCCUGCGUCCUGGUCUACCUGGAGAUGAAGCGCCUGAUGUUCCGCAUCGCCAUGAGGAUCCUGCUGGGGUUCGAGCCAGAGCAGAUAAAGAUGGACGAGCAGCAGCUGGUGGAAGCUUUUGAGGAGAUGAUCAAGAACCUUUUUUCUCUGCCCAUUGACGUCCCCUUCAGCGGACUGUACAGGGGUCUAAAGGCAAGGAACUUCAUCCACUCCAAGAUAGAGGAGAACAUCAAGAAGAAGGUUAGAGACUCUGACAAGGAUCCCAAACACAGAGACGCCCUCCAGCAGCUCAUCGACAGCAGCAGGAAGAACAGGGAACCUUUGAGCAUGCAGGCCAUUAAGGAGUCUGCCACAGAGCUGCUGUUUGGAGGCCAUGAAACAACAGCCAGCACUGCCACCUCUCUGAUCAUGUUCCUGGGCCUGAACCCUGAUGCUGUGGAUCUGCUGAGACAGGAACUGAUGGACAAGGAGGAGCAGGGCAUGGACCUCCAGACUUUGAACAUUGAGUCCUUGGAGCAGUUGAAAUACACCAGUUGUGUCAUUAAAGAGACUCUGAGGAUCAACCCCCCCGUCCCCGGAGGCUUCAGGGUGGCCCUCAAGACCUUUGAACUCAAUGGGUUCCAAAUUCCCAAAGGCUGGAACGUCAUCUAUAGCAUCUGUGACACCCACGACGUGGCCGAAGUUUUCCCCAACAAGGACGAGUUCCAGCCUGAGCGCUUCAUGACCAAAGCAGACUCCUCCUCCAGGUUCCAGUACAUCCCGUUUGGGGGGGGCUCCAGGAUGUGUGUGGGGAAGGAGUUCGCCAAGGUCCUGUUGAAGAUCUUCUUGGUGGAAGUGGUCACCAAGUGUCACUGGACCCUUUUAAAUGGACCGCCCACCAUGAAAACUGGACCUACUGUCUAUCCUGUGGACAAUUUGCCAACCAAGUUCAUGAGUUAUGGACAAACUUAAAGUUGCGUUGGGGUAGUGUAGCGUUAAGUGUAGGGGUUUUCGGAACUAAAGUUUGGGUUCUCCUGGUUCUCCAGGCUUCACUAACACACCUUUCUGCUUUUUGCAUGACAUGAUGUGUACAUACUAUAGAUGGUUGAAGAAUGUAUAUUUGGAUGUUAAUACGAUGGAUUUGUAAAUAGACCUGAAGGUUGAACUGACUUAACAAGAGGCACUACAGACAUGGAACAUUUUAAAUGGAACACUUUAAACAGUCCACAUGUGUAUCUAUAGCAUCCUGUACAUAUGUAAUGUAGUCUGUUUAUAUAACUUUUGUAUUUUACCCAAACUUAUUUAAAUGAGUCAUGUUAUAUUGUAUGGGCUUUUUAUUUAAUAAAAGGGUUUU